Strongylus vulgaris is the source of this 518-nucleotide messenger RNA. NCBI's taxonomy places the organism in Eukaryota, Metazoa, Nematoda, Chromadorea, Rhabditida, Strongylidae. The record is from the annotation of a GenBank genome assembly.
AUGUGUGUUCUUGUCACUACUAUCAAGGGCAGUGUGGAAGCAAUCGAUGUGGCUGAAGGAGUACAUAUUUGGUUUUAUCAAACUGAUGCACCUGUGUUUUCUCCCGUGGUGACAAUUGAUAACUCAGGUUUCAUUGCCUCCGUUGAUGGCACGAUCACUAAGAUUUGGUUAAAUGAAGGAAAAAAAGAAGUUGCUGUAAACGUCCGAGAACCAGUCUUUUCUAGCAUAUCUAUUUUCGACGAUCUCAUGUAUAUUGUCACAGAACGCGGAUCACUUAUAGUCGCAGACCUCAAUGAGGGUGGUGAACGUGCUUGUGCAUUUCGCUUAGCAGCUGAACCAGGAGACAUCAAGGUAGAAGAUAUACCGGGAUGGAUUGAGAAGAGAAGUGAUGUGGCCAAGCAUCUCGUCAUGAAAUAUCUGUGUAGGGCUGAUGAAGAUUCGGCAGGUCUGCAAGUUUUGCUGUUUUUUAAAGCUGUUCUAAUUCGUCAUGAGUCUGUUGCAAGGCUUUUAAAAUGAGU